AGACAAUUAUACCCCCAUAACCCCCCUCUCUCUCUCUCUCUCACCCCUAUCCAUCUUCUCGCACAGAAGUGAGGGAGGCGAAGAAGAGAAAGCAGAGACUCUCUCCGCUCUGUGUUUCCCCGCAGAGUGUUUGAUAAUUGAUUCUCUCUCUCUCUCUCUCUCUCUCUCUCUCUCUCUCUCUCUAGAACAAGUGAAGAAAAGAAAGAAAUGGAUUUAGCUUCGAAAAUCCAAUUCAUGGACCUACGCUCAACUUUCCUCGCCGGCACAACCCCACUUUCCCACUCUUUCCCCGCCGCCCUCCGCCCCCACCACCGCUCCUUAACCACCACCACAUCCUCCUCCCUCAAAACCGCCGUCAUCCACCCCACCCUAUUCAAACACCCACCUCGAAUCUCCUCCACCAAAUUACAAGCCGUCGCCACCGAAUCAUCCACCUCCACCACCACCACCACCGCCGCCGGAGACGAAGAAGAAGACAUAGAAUCCCUCUUCUCCGCCAACAACUCCGACCCAUCCGAUAACUACAAGCGCGGCAGCAAAAAGAACUCCACCGGCGCCUCCUCCAUUUCCUCCGGCGUGAGGCUGGAAAACGUAACCAAAACUUACAAAGGCACCACCGUGCUGAAGAACAUCACCUGGGAGGUGAAAAAAGGCGAAAAAGUCGGGCUAGUCGGUGUAAACGGCGCCGGGAAAACAACCCAAUUGAGAAUCAUCGCCGGUUUGGAAGAACCCGAUUCGGGCAACGUAAUCAAGGCCAAAAACAACAUGAAAAUUGCCUUCUUGAGCCAAGAAUUCGAGGUUGUCUCCACUAGGACAGUUAAAGAAGAGUUCUUGAACGCAUUCAAGGAAGAAAUGGACGUCGCGCAGCGGCUCGAUAGGGUGCAGAAGGCGAUUGAGAAAUCGGUCGAUGAUUUGGAUCUUAUGGGGAGAUUGCUCGAUGAAUUCGAUUUGCUGCAGAGGAGAGCUCAAGCCGUUGAUUUGGAUGAAGUCGAUAUGAAAAUCAGCAAGUUAAUGCCCGAGCUCGGUUUUUCGCCCGAAGAUGCCGAUAGGCUCGUUGCUUCGUUUAGCGGCGGGUGGCAAAUGAGGAUGUCACUUGGGAAGAUUCUUCUGCAGGAUCUUGAUUUGUUGCUAUUGGAUGAGCCGACAAAUCACCUUGAUCUCGAUACGAUCGAGUGGCUAGAGGGUUAUUUGAACAAGCAAGAUGUGCCGAUGGUUAUUAUAUCUCACGAUAGGGCUUUUCUUGAUCAACUGUGCACGAAAAUCGUCGAAACUGAUAUGGGAGUUUCUAGAACUUACGAAGGAAAUUACUCCGAGUUUAUACUUGCUAAAGCUGCAUGGGUCGAAUCUCAACUCGCUGCGUGGGAAAAACAACAGAAGGAGAUUGGACACACGAGAGGGCUUAUUAGUAGGUUAAGCGCCGGAGCAAAUUCCGGUCGUGCUUCGACCGCUGAAAAGAAGCUGGAAAAACUACAGGAUGAGGAACAAGUGGAGAAACCUUUCUUCCGGAAGCAAAUGAAGAUUAGGUUUCCAGAGCGUGGAAGAAGUGGUCGAUCUGUUGUGACAGUUAAAGGUCUUCAGUUUGGUUACGAGGAUGAGGUUUUAUUCAAGAAUGCAAAUUUGACGAUUGAAAGGGGAGAGAAAAUCGCGAUUCUUGGUCCAAACGGCUGUGGGAAAAGUACAUUGCUUAAACUGAUUAUGGGCAUGGAAACGCCAGGUGGCGGCGAGGUUCUCGUCGGGGACCACAAUGUAUUACCAAACUAUUUCGAGCAGAAUCAGGCAGAAGCGCUCGAUUUGGAUAAAACGGUGUUGGAAACUGUGGCGGAAGUAGCAGAGGAUUGGAGACUUGACGACAUCAAGGGUUUAUUAGGCCGUUGUAAUUUCAAGACUGAUCUGCUCGACCGAAAAGUUUCGUUUCUAAGUGGCGGUGAGAAGGCUCGACUUGCGUUUUGCAAGUUCAUGGUGAAGCCUUCGACUCUGCUCGUAUUGGACGAGCCAACCAAUCAUUUGGACAUACCUACAAAAGAGAUGCUCGAGGAGGCGAUAAACGAGUACGAAGGCACGGUUAUCACAGUUUCCCACGACAGAUACUUCAUAAAGCAAAUUGUGAAUCGAGUCUUGGAAGUAAAAGACGGUGUUCUACAGGAUUAUGCUGGGGAUUACAAUUAUUAUUUGGAGAAGAAUCUAGAAGCAAGGGAAAGGGAGCUCGAAAGGGAGGCCGAACUUGACGAGAAGAACCCAAAAACAAAAGCUAAAUCCAAGAUGUCAAAGGCGGAGAGGGAAGUUAGGAAGAAACAGAAGGUGCAGGCGUUUCAAGCGGCUAAACAGAAAUCGAAAUCAUCGAAGAAUUCGAAGAGAUGGAACUGAAGAUUUCUUUGAAGCUACCUAUGAUUUAUGUAAUAAAAAAAAAAAAAAGAAUAAGGAAAUGUUUGAAUGUUGUGGAUAGUUUGUUUAAUUAAUCUGUCUUUGUAUAUAUAAACAACAAACAGUUAUAGAGGUGCCCUUUGUUAGAAAAUCAGCAGCUCUUGGUUUUUAUAAGCUGUCUUGAAGGUGAUGUAACAUUGAACAAGUAUGACGUCAUCAAUGUCACAUAUAUUUAUUCUUGGACUUUUAAUCA
Molecule: messenger RNA, 2614 nt
Organism: Erythranthe guttata (spotted monkey flower)
Lineage: Eukaryota; Viridiplantae; Streptophyta; Magnoliopsida; Lamiales; Phrymaceae
Gene: ABCF5
Product: general control non-repressible 5
Molecular function (GO): ATP hydrolysis activity; ATP binding
Source: RefSeq, a predicted model, not a curated record